Messenger RNA from Exophiala bonariae, 612 nucleotides. RefSeq lists its product as uncharacterized. Gene Ontology annotation, biological process: XMP salvage; IMP salvage; hypoxanthine metabolic process. Gene Ontology annotation, molecular function: hypoxanthine phosphoribosyltransferase activity. Gene Ontology annotation, cellular component: cytoplasm. The record is from RefSeq and is a predicted model, not a curated record. The coding region runs from base 1 to 612 and encodes 203 amino acids. Lineage: Eukaryota; Fungi; Ascomycota; Eurotiomycetes; Chaetothyriales; Herpotrichiellaceae. The transcript is spliced from 3 exons.
AUGGUCGAAAAGGUGUAUGUAACAUACAAUGAGAUUCACAAAUUAUGCCAGACUUCGGCUCCAAGGAUCCUACAGGACUUCCAGCCGAAUUUGAUGAUCGCAAUUGGCGGCGGCGGAUAUGUCCCUGCACGAAUCCUGAGAUCUUUUCUUAAACAACCAGGCGCCCCCAACAUCCCCAUUCAAGCGAUCGGUCUUUCCCUUUACGAGCAACUCUCUGGCUCCGACCCUGUCGAGGCCCCUGGUACAAAGGUUACGAGAACUCAAUGGCUCGACCUCUCCUCUCUGGAAAUGUCGAAUCUGAUCGGCAAGAAUGUUCUGAUUGUUGAUGAGGUGGACGAUACUCGAACAACUCUAGAAUACGCCGUCAGAGAGCUGGAAAAAGAUGUCGAAAUCGCAAGGCAACAGCAGGGUAGACAAGAAAAGACGAAAUUCUCGAUAUUCGUGUUGCACAACAAAGACAAGGAAAAGAAAGGCCGGCUCCCGACCGACAUGGUUGACGACAAUCGAUAUUUGGCGGCAGUCACCGUGCCCGACGUUUGGAUCUGUUAUCCUUGGGAGGCAACAGACAUUGACGAGCAUGAUGCACUGGCCGCUAAGCACAGUGCGGUAUAG